AUGUUGUUAAUCGAACAUUCGAUGAAAACGCUAUUCGUAAUAGUCCUAUUAAAAGGUCUAAUCAACUGUAAUAAUGCAGCUGAUAACGCAACCAGCGAGGAAUACUAUAAUCCCUAUGAAGAUGAACAUCGUUUGAUUUUGUGGAAGAAUUUAUUUAUAAAAGUAAAUACCCUUUUGACGCAAUCAGAAAAUCUUAAUGAAAAGUUCAACUGGACAACAAUCUUGCGACGCAUGGAUGGUUCUGUUAAUUUUUACAGAAACUGGACCGAAUAUAAAAACGGAUUCGGCAAUCCACCACAUGGAGAAUUUUUCAUUGGCCUCGAAAAAUUACAUAAACUAAUCACAGCUGUUCCAAUCGUCGAAUUAAAGGUUAUUUUAAAAUCCUGGGAUGAUGAAGAACGUUACGCCAUCUAUGAUGGUUUUCAGAUUGGCAACGAAACCGAAAAAUAUAAAUUGAAAUAUUUGGGUGCUCAUAGCGGAACAAUUGAAGAUAAGCUGUCAAAACAUUUGGGACUACAAUUUAGUACCUUCGACGAAGAUAAUGAUACUGCCAGUUCUAAUUGUGCCCAAUCGUAUGAAGGUGGUUGGUGGUUCACUGAUUGUUAUUUUUGUCAUUUAACUGGACCAUAUCGACAAAAAGAAAAUGCUACCUCAAAGGGUGUUUCUUGGAAUAGUUUGCCGUGGAAAGGCAUUAAUUAUUCAUUUAAAUAUGCAGAGAUGUUAAUACGCCCCAAAGUAAAGUAUUAA
This is a messenger RNA of Musca vetustissima, 747 nucleotides long. RefSeq names its product ficolin-2-like. The record is from RefSeq and is a predicted model, not a curated record. The coding region runs from base 1 to 747 and encodes 248 amino acids. NCBI's taxonomy places the organism in Eukaryota, Metazoa, Arthropoda, Insecta, Diptera, Muscidae. The transcript is spliced from 4 exons.